UGCGAUUACAAUGUGGUAGAGUCGUAUAUGAGAUGAAGUGAGGGCGGGUACAGACGAUCUCCGUUGCCUAGAUGAGAAAGUGAUGUUCGUUAUUUGCGCUGCAAGAUCUGCACACCACACUCCCUCCUGUGCCAUGUGAUUUUUAAAAAAAAUAAUUUUUCGGCAAAAAAAAAAAAACUGCUGGGAAGAACUUCAGGGCAAAGUGUUUAAGUAAAAAAAAUUACAUGAAGACACUCGGAAAAGCGGAGUCUCCCAGCAACCCCCUCUUUUCGCCACCAGGGUGCAGCAGUGUGCGAGUGUACCAUGACGACCAGAAGGUGGCUUUUAAGAUGCAUUCUGAAAAUGGCCACGCUGCAGGCAGUGGCUCUCACACCAUGAAGGAGCACAUCACAAACGGAGACAGUACAUCAUGCAACAGCACUGAGCAAAAGUUCAGUAUGAGGGAUACCAACGCUCAAAGGAUCUCCAUGUGGACUGUGAAUUCCAGCACACAGGCCUAUUCAGGUCCGGAAGACAAUUCCACAGACCCACCGGAGACCCUGACCGAGACCUCCACUCUGAACUUUGUUGACGGGCACACCUUGGAGGAACAAGGAGAGAAUCACAGCCUUUAUGGGGUGACUAUGGUUUAUCUGAAGGAGUUUGUACUGAUAGAUGACGAUGAUGAUGGCGACAUGUCCCUAAGAGAGAAAACGGUGAAUAACUUGACCGUCAUGGAUGGGAAAGCCGCGGACCUGGUGUGUGGAAGAUUGGUUAACACUUCCAACGUCCUCGGGUCCCACUGGAAGGGUGAAUCGUCGCCUUCUGAAGAUCCACUUCCUGAGCACAAGACUUCACGGCAAAAUCAACAUUGCUGCUACUGCGCCAUUCUAUGACUGACAGUCUCAGGAGGUGCACCGAAGUCAUCCCGAGUGCACAUAUUUAAAGCAAUCAGGACAAAUGACGUCAAAAGGGUCCAACUUUUGGUAUAAAUAAAAUUUGUAAUGUGAUCCUAAUAAAAAUGUCACUUUUGUUCUAAACACAAAUGAAUCUAUGCCCGGAUUUCUCUGGCGGAAUACAAAAAAAGUUUUAAAAGCUGGUUAGAAAAAAAUAGAAAAAAACAGUGGCAUUGUUGUCGAUUUUGCAGUGAAAAUUUCAAAUGCAGACAGACAGAGCUAAAUACAUUUUUAAAGCUUCCGUUUUUACAUCUUUGAUACUUAAAAUUUGCAUGUUCAUGUAAUAGCAGGUUGACGGUUUUUGAGGGACCUGUGGUGCAAAACAGGUUUAAUAAUAUUUGUAUGCAGAGAGUAUAAUCACUCAAAACAAAACACGUGAAGCAUUGAUGACAUCAUGUACACUAGGGGUGCCCAUUGCAUCGUUCGCAAUUGACUAGUAAUCAGCGAAGGCUAUGUCGUCGGUCAUCGCAUGGUAUGAACUCAUUCACUGCCACCAAUCCUAGAUUUAUGAUCUUGAUCCAGCUGACUGUCAAAGUCAGUGAAUUAUUGAAAAAAAAGUAGACUCCCAACAACCAUCCCUUGUGAAAAUUGUCACUUGAUUGACAUCACGUCAGUCAUACACCUGUUGCAUGUGUCACCGCGCACGCCCAUACAUUGGUGCUAACUGGCAAAGCUAGCAGUUUUCCAUUUUGUUCCGUCUA
This is a messenger RNA of Hippocampus comes (tiger tail seahorse), 1636 nucleotides long. RefSeq names its product paralemmin-2. The record is from RefSeq and is a predicted model, not a curated record. The coding region runs from base 225 to 875 and encodes 216 amino acids. NCBI's taxonomy places the organism in Eukaryota, Metazoa, Chordata, Actinopteri, Syngnathiformes, Syngnathidae. The transcript is spliced from 2 exons.